AUUUUUUAAGUUUUAACGCAUAAUUUAUCUACAACUUUAACAAUAUUUAUUAUACUAAAGUGCAGGUUCUCUAUAUCAUUUGCAGUCUUUUAAGAUAUACAUAUUCAUUUUGACGGUUGUUUCGUUCUACAGUAAAUUGUAGACGCGAUUUGCGUAAUAAAAGAGUUUCUUUUGCGUGACUUUCGCGGGUUUUCGUGCAUUUCGUGUGCAAAAUGAUGCGGAUACCCAGAGGGAUUUCUCCAGCUUCUGGAAGAGGCGCAGUAUCUGGGCUCUCGUGCCCGCAGAAGAAAAUGUUCUCCGCGGUGAGGACGGAUUUUUUCAACACGGGACUCUCAAGCCCACCGAUGAAUUCGGUACCGGCUGGAUACUUCACUCAAAUCGGGAACACGACAGCUGCGGAGCAGAGACCCAACUGUUUGUACGCGACCCCCCACGGGCCGGAGCCUAAGCCGAUGCGGACCUCUUCCGGACGGCUGCCGGCCAAAAGAAGACUAGAUCUAGAAGAGCCGAUUUAUCUCCCAGAAUUCCGCACACCUAAAGGGAAAGGAAACUCUGCAUGUGCAAGGGCACCAAGCCCCAAAACUCCCAAGUCUCCAGGGGAGCGCACACGUUAUGACACUUCCCUUGGCCUGCUGACUAAGAAAUUUGUGGGCUUGCUGAGUGAAUCAGCUGAUGGGGUUCUGGAUCUGAACUGGGCCACAGAAGUUCUGGAGGUUCAGAAGAGACGGAUAUAUGACAUCACAAAUGUUUUAGAGGGUGUGCAACUCAUCCGCAAGAAAUCCAAAAACAACAUCCAGUGGCUUGUCAGUGGAGUGUUUGAGGGCUCAUCCUCCAAUUUAGAGAAGACCAGCGCUCUCAAGAAAGAGCUUUCUGAGCUGGACAGGCAGGAAAAAUCUCUGGACGACCUCAUUCUAUCCAGCUCAACACGGCUACGUGAACUGACAGAGCACAAGGACAACCAAAGAUUAGGAUAUGUGACCUAUCAGGACAUUCGUACCAUAAGCAGCUUGAAAGAUCAGACUGUGAUUGCUGUGAAAGCACCAUCUGAAACCAAACUGGAAGUUCCAGAAGCAUCUGAGGGCUCGCUGCAGAUUUACUUGAAAAGCAAGAAUGGCCCAAUUGAGGUGUACUUGUGUCCUGAAGAAUGUUUGGAGGAUGCUAGUCCCAUCAAGAACACCACACCCAGAAAAGAUUACCCACAAACCCCCAGCGCCACCACACCCUCUGACUUCCCACCUGCCAAACCCCAGCCAGUCGAAGGUUUGCCUUUAAAGCCUCAGCCUUCGAUGACUGGCACCAGCGGCAGCACCUCCCUGCUCGAUGUGGAGGGGAUUCUGGAUCUUCCUCCCAGCCUUCUCCAGAUCACUGAAGACCAGCUGCCUGGGAUUGCAUUCACAUCCGAUGCUUCUGGGCCCUUUGUUAACUUUUCUCCUCAGCUCAGCCACGACGACUACCUCUGGGGUCUGGAGGAUGGAGAAGGAGUUUCUGACUUCUUUGACACAUACGAUCUGGGAGAUCUGCUUAAAACAUGAGGCAUCCAGUGUGACGGAAGUGCGAUUAAUGGUGUGAGAUUUCAAUUGUAAUUAAUUUAAUUCAGACACAGUUGAAUUUUUAAAACACUCCUUCACAUAAUGACAGAUUUAAGUUUGUAUAAAAUGCACUACUGAAUUGGCUUAAUCGGUUCUGUUCCUGAUAAAGAGAGUAAAUUUGGGAUGGGACCAUGUCUUAAUAUUUUAACUACUUAUAGUGAAUAGAAUCUGACAAUAUUGUCAACAAGCGCCUUCUAGAGGAGAUCCAUGUGUUAGGUUUAGUACACUAUGAAGCCAUACUUUUUAUUUCUGUCAGCCAUAUUACCUUAAGUAAGGCAUUUUGCUUAGUUUAGAUAUUUUUGUCAAAACAAAAACUGAUUUGUCAUUAUUAUUUCAAUUUUAAGUUAUGAUAUGUUUUUGGUCAUUAUUACUUGAAUAUCGGUGAUAAAAUCAGGCCUAGGUAUUUGCCUUUCAUAGAUAUGAGAUAGAACUUACUGUUUAUUAGUAAAUCUUCAAUGAGAUAUAUGGAACUCAGGUAAUUUUUAAAGCUUUUCUAGAGCUUUAAUUAUUGUAGUACUGCCAAACAUUGCCAGUAGAGGGCUAUGUGACCAUUUUUAGCAGUCGGCAAACAAAGGUGCUUUUAAAGAUAUGUAGAGAAGUGAAUCGUUAUAGAGUAAAGUUUUGAGAACGUGUUUGAAAGGCAUCUUCAUAACCAGACUUAACUGAACCAGAGAUCUGAACCUCAAGCUCUUUCAGUCUAGACAGUAAUAGGUGCUUAUCUGUUCAUUCUACCUUCAUCUCUUAGUUUUAGACACUGCGAGGUAGUACCUUGAUCUUGUAAAAGUGGCCUUUCCCACUGCACUGAGUUAUGAUUGUGUAGUACUACAUGGGUCAAGAAACAAGGUUUUACCAUUGAUGUGUCUGUUUAUGAGCAACCUCAGGGAAUGUCCAGAUUUGGCAGCUGUUUUUUAUUUGUAUUUUUUUAUUCUAUUUUACUUUUACAUUUCCGAAUAAUUAAUUCAAAGUGAUAAAUUAGUGAGGGAUUUUCUUGUAUGUUUAAUCCAUUUUUCCUGAAAUUACAGUAGUGGAGUUCUCAGGGUUCACUACUCCACUCAGAGUAGUUUAGAGACUUUUAAUGGCAUCUGGAAGAAACCUUUGAUACUGUUUGAACACUGAACUGCUGGGAAUACAAAGUGAACUUUGUUUCCAGGGUGUUUUUUUUUUCCUAUUUGGAGUUGGGAUUCUUGCCCCACCUGAAUGGUAGGUUUAUAGCUGCAGAGGCAAAGCAGAAUUUAACUGUUUUUGUCUGGUGUGUGUAGAAAUACUCUUACUGAAAACACCCGUCUUAAAUGUAGAGCACAUAUGGGUCUGGAUACAAUAUGGAAAAGCUUGAUUUUUACAACUAGUUUCCCACACCAAGUUCUGCAGUGAAAAUAAUUCUUUUGAAGCAAGCAUUUCUCAGUCAGACUGAACAAAGACUUGAAUUUAGCAGCAUUCGGGAAACCUGAUCUGGUUGAUUCAGCAUUUGUUUAUGGGUUGGGGUGGUUUAAGAGCAGUUGUUAAUCAGAUUUAAUAAUUGAUUAACUUGCCUUUUGAAAUAUGUACAAAUGUUUUACUUGGGGUUUGCUUCAUGCAACUGUCCCACAUGCGGACAACUGUCCUGUCCUAACAAACUUGAAAAAUGUGUGUCUGUAUAUGCAUGAGUGUGCUGAAGUGUGAACUAAUUUUUGGCAGUUUUGUGCAUUUGAUUGUAGUUUAUAGUGUGUUUUAUUUUUUUAUUUUAUUUUUAUUUUUAUUUUUUGGGGGGGAUGUUUUUAAAUAAGCAUUAUGAUUAUUAUAAUUUUUUUUUUAAUUGUACAGAAUAAUAAUUUUGUAUUUAUAGGUUUUGCAUUUGAAGGAAAUUGGUGAUUGUCUCAGGAUGUCAUUUUUAUAGACCGUCUGUUUAACAGGCAGCACUUAAUAUUUGAUAUUGUGGUGUUUAAAUGAAUAAAGCCCUGGUAAUGCUCAAA
Messenger RNA from Carassius carassius (crucian carp), 3538 nucleotides. Its product is annotated as transcription factor E2F2-like. Bases 213 to 1532 code for a protein of 439 amino acids. Gene Ontology annotation, biological process: regulation of transcription by RNA polymerase II. Gene Ontology annotation, molecular function: DNA-binding transcription factor activity, RNA polymerase II-specific; protein dimerization activity; RNA polymerase II cis-regulatory region sequence-specific DNA binding. The transcript has 7 exons. NCBI's taxonomy places the organism in Eukaryota, Metazoa, Chordata, Actinopteri, Cypriniformes, Cyprinidae. The record is from RefSeq and is a predicted model, not a curated record. Gene Ontology annotation, cellular component: RNA polymerase II transcription regulator complex.